CUGUGCUCAGUCACAGGGCUGUCCCCAACCCAGCAGGAGGCCCAUGGAGCCUGGGGCCACAGGCCACAGGGGACAAGGGCCAGACACCUCGGCCAUGGCUGUGAGCCAUUGAUCGGGCCCAGGCUGGCUGGGUGGGGGUGGGGAGACUUUGGCCUGGACAAACAGAAGCUCUGAGGCCUGCGUGCAGGCCCGGCACCCACCUGCCACUCCUAAAGGAUGCCCAUGGCCGAGGCCCCCCAAGCGGCUGCUGGGCAGGGUGACGGAGGUGAUGGCGAGGAGGCCGAGCCGGAGGGAAUGUUCAGGCCCCCCAAGGAUUCCAAGAGAAAAGUCCGCGACUACCUCCGUCUGGCUCCGCUGUGGCUGGCCCUGGUCGUGCUGGCUUCAGUGGGGGUUCUGCUCUGGUAUUUCCUAGGAUACAAGGCGGAGGUGACAGUCAGCCAGGUGUACUCAGGCAGCCUCCGCGUGCUCAAUCGCCACUUCUCCCAGGACCUUGCCCGUCGCGAGUCCAGUGCCUUCCGCAGUGAAACCGCCAAAGCCCAGAAGAUGCUCAAGGAGCUCAUUGCCAGCACCCGUCUGGGUACUUACUACAACUCCAGCUCUGUCUACUCCUUUGGGGAGGGACCGCUCACCUGCUUCUUCUGGUUCAUCCUCCAAAUCCCUGAGCACCGCCGGCCGAUGCUGAGCCCCGACGUGGUGCGGGCCCUGCUGGUGGAGGCGCUGCUGUCCACGGCCAACAGCUCGGUCCCUGCCGCCGCUGCCGCCUACAGGGCCGAGUAUGAGGUGGACCCUGAGGGCCUGGUGAUCCUGGAAGCCAGCGUGAAAGACAUAGUUGCACUGAAUUCCACGCUGGGCUGCUACCGCUAUAGCUACGUGGGCCGGGGCCAGGUCCUCCGGCUGAAGGGACCCGACCACCUGGCCUCCAGCUGCCUGUGGCACCUGCAGGGCCCCGAGGACCUCAUGCUCAAACUCCGGCUCGAGUGGACGCUGGCGGACUGCCGGGACCGGCUGGCCAUGUACGACGUGGCGGGGCCCCUCGAGGGGAGGCUCAUCACCUCGGUCUAUGGCUGCAGUCGCCAGGAGCCUGUGCUGGAGGUCCUGGCGUCGGGCGCCGUCAUGGCCGUGGUCUGGAAGAAGGGCCUGUACAGCUACUGUGACCCCUUCGUGCUCUCCGUGCAGCCUGUGGACUUCCAGGCCUGCGAGGUGAACCUGACCCUGGAGGACCGGCUGGAGCCACAGGGCAUCCUCAGCACACCAUACUUCCCCAGCUACUACUCACCCAGCACCCACUGCUCCUGGCACUUCACGGUGCCCUCCCUGGACUAUGGCUUGGCCCUCUGGUUUGACGCCUACGCGCUUCGGAGGCAGAAAUAUGACAUGCCCUGCACCCAGGGCCAGUGGACCAUCCAGAACCGGAGGCUGUGUGGCCUGCGCACCCUGCAGCCCUAUGCCGAGAGGAUCCCCGUGGUGGCCACCGCCGGCAUCACCAUCAACUUCACUUCCCAGAUCUCCCUCACGGGGCCCGGCGUGCAGGUGCACUACAGCUUGUACAACCAGUCGGAUCCCUGCCCCGGAGAGUUCCUCUGCUCUGUGAAUGGACUCUGUGUGCCUGCCUGCGACGGGGUCAAGGACUGCCCCAACGGCCUGGACGAGAGAAACUGCGUUUGCAGAGCCACAUUCCAGUGCCAAGAGGACAGCACGUGUAUCUCACUGUCCAGGGUCUGUGACCGGCAGCCCGACUGUCUCAAUGGGAGUGAUGAAGAGCAGUGCCAGGAAGGGGUGCCUUGCGGGACCUUCACCUUCCAGUGUGAGGACCGCAGCUGCGUGAAGAAGCCCAACCCGCAGUGCGACGGGCACCCCGACUGCAGGGAUGGCUCCGACGAGCAGCACUGCGACUGUGGCCUCCAGGGCCCCUCGGGCCGCAUCGUGGGCGGGGCCGUGUCCUCCGAGGGUGAGUGGCCGUGGCAGGCCAGCCUCCAGGUUCGGGGCCGACACAUCUGUGGGGGGGCCCUCAUCGCUGACCGCUGGGUGAUCACAGCUGCCCACUGCUUCCAGGAGGACAGCAUGGCCUCGCCGGCGCUGUGGACGGUGUACCUGGGCAAGGUGUGGCAGAGCUCGCGCUGGCCAGGCGAGGUGUCCUUCAAGGUGAGCCGCCUGCUCCUGCACCCGUACCACGAGGAGGACAGUCACGACUACGACGUGGCCCUGCUGCAGCUGGACCACCCCGUGGUGCGCUCGGCCGCCGUGCACCCCGUCUGCCUGCCUGCACGCUCCCACUUCUUCGAGCCGGGCCUGCACUGCUGGAUUACAGGCUGGGGCGCCCUGCGUGAGGGCGGCCCCACCAGCAACGGUCUGCAGAAGGUGGACGUGCAGCUGAUCCCGCAGGACCUGUGCAGCGAGGCCUACCGCUACCAGGUCACCCCCCGUAUGCUGUGUGCCGGCUACCGCCGGGGCAAGAAGGAUGCCUGCCAGGGCGACUCGGGUGGCCCGCUGGUGUGCAAGGAGCCCAGUGGCCGCUGGUUCCUGGCAGGGCUGGUCAGCUGGGGUCUGGGCUGCGGCCGGCCCAACUACUUUGGUGUCUACACCCGCAUCACGGGAGUGAUUGGUUGGAUCCAGCAGGUGCUGACCUGAGGCACUGCCCCCUGCAGAGCAGGGACCCACCUCUUGGACUCAGAGCAGGGGAAGCCAGUAUUCUGUGGGUGGCAGGGCCCUGAGGGGACAGGAGAUGGCAUCUUUCCUGUCCCUGGGCCUGCUCCAGGUCAUCUGCCCCAGAGGGGCACAAGGAGGGAAAAGGGCUAUCAGCUGGUGGUCUGGCCUCCCCCGAGGGCCUGGGAUGGUCACCAGGCCUGGCUGGGGGCGUUCCCAUCCAGCCUGUUCCCUCCCGAUUCGCUCUUCUCCUUCCCCUACCGCUGACUUUGGGGGGCAGAGUGAAACAGCAAUCACGUGGCUGCCAGGUCCUGGCAGGAAGGUCUGAGCCCCGCCCCGGCCCCCACGAGGAGGAUGCUGGGAGGGCAUCCCUUCCAGAGGCCCGCUUCCAGCCUGUGAGGCCCUUGGCCCCACCUGAGGGGUGAAAGGAAGGUGCCCCUGUAGGAAAGGCCCUCUGAGCCCUGGAGACAGCCAAGUGGACCAGCCACCACUGCAGGCCAAAAGGUGGGGAGCCCUAGUCCGUGGUCCCCCCCCCCCGCCGCCGCCCCCCCCACUCCCCGGGCCUUCGCUGCCCAUUCUCACCUGGAGGUGAACUCAGCUGCCCUGUGGAAUAAAGCCAUCUGUCCAAGGUC
Sus scrofa (pig) is the source of this 3275-nucleotide messenger RNA. It is a transcript of the gene TMPRSS6, whose product is annotated as transmembrane serine protease 6. The record is from RefSeq and is a predicted model, not a curated record. Gene Ontology annotation, biological process: proteolysis. Gene Ontology annotation, molecular function: protein binding; serine-type endopeptidase activity. NCBI's taxonomy places the organism in Eukaryota, Metazoa, Chordata, Mammalia, Artiodactyla, Suidae.